UCUUGCGUGCAUUAAGUGUGAAAUGAGAUGCAUCGGGUUUAUUUUGUUACAUUUUAUCACUAUUAUUAUUUUGCAUGAACGUUGCACCGUUUUUCACAUCGCACGUGCAACAAAAAGCGCAGGAAACGUACUUUCGCGAGCGACCGCGUUGCAAUAGACGCGACAGGUCGCGUGGCGUCGUGGCGCGCGGCUCCUUUAAGAGGCGCUUCCAUCGUGACCCCUCUCUCUCUCUCUCUCUCUCUCUCUCUCUCUCUCUCUACGUGGAAUGUCGGUGACGUUUCGCCCCAUAUUCCGUCGGCGAUGCUGUGCGCGAGGGCGGAACAACUCACGAGCGCACCGUGGACACGGACACACACGCACAUAAAUCACGAGAUCUGAUUUGUUCGGGACGUUUUUUCAGGACGCAGGCAGCGUCCACGUCAACACCGGCUUCACGUCUCGGUGAUUUCGACGCGCGCGAAUUGAUCCGAUCGCGUGUAUUUUUUUUUUCUUCUUCUCCGUGACGCUCAUUACGGCGUGUCACGUUCACGUUCUGCGCGCGCGGGUGCGUGCGUGCGUGUGUUUUUCACGCUGAAACACACGUCGAUGCGUGCCACCGCGUCGAAGCGAUCGAGACGUGCUGAGGCCACGCCCACUCCCACAGUGGGCUAUAAAGAUGGAGCAGCGACUUGAUAUGGAGAUGAUGACCCCGCUGAUGGACGAGGCGGGACGGGAAGAGAACUCGGAUGAGGAGAGCGACGGGGAGCAACAGGCGCAAGGCAUCACUUUUGCCCAGACGUUACUUCAUUUGUUGAAAGGGAACAUUGGCACGGGGCUGCUCGGAUUGCCGCUGGCGCUGAGGAACGCCGGGAUACUGUUGGGUCCAGUGUGUUUGGUGUUGAUGGGAAUUGUGUGUGUUCACUGCAUGCACAUCCUGGUGAACUGCAGCCACCAGCUGAGCGAGAGGUUAAAGAAGUCACCUCUUAGCUAUAGUGAAACGGUGGCCGUUGCUAUGGAGACGAGCUCCUCCCACUUACUGAGGAAAGGCGCCGGGUUUGGCAGAAUGUUGGUGAACUUUUUCCUGGUUAUGACCCAGCUGGGUUUCUGCAGCGUGUACUUUGUGUUCUUGGCGGAGAACAUCAAACAGGUGGUAGAGGGACACUACAUUAACUCCUCGUCCUCAUCGGAAGCAGUCUUGGCCUUUUCCUCCAACAGCUCCGAAGUGGGCGGAGUCCCUGUCGUCUCCACAGCGACGGGAUUGGACCAGCGAGUGUACAUGCUCCUCCUCCUUCCCUUCCUCAUCCUUUUGACCUUCAUCAGGGACCUUAGCAACAUGGCACCUCUGUGUGCCGCAGCCAACCUCGCCAUGGCGGCCAGCCUCACGCUCAUCUUCAGCUACAUUCUCACUGACGUCGGUGACCCCAGGCGGCUUCCAUACGUCUCCACGUGGAAAAAGUUCCCUUUCUUUUUCGGAACCGCCAUUUUUGCCUUCGAAGGGAUCGGCGUGGUUCUUCCUGUAGAAAACCAGAUGCGUGAGCCGAAGCGCUUCCCCUUUGCUCUUGACUUCUCCAUGAGCAUCGUCAUUGUCCUCUACGUAACCUUGGCGACGCUUGGCUACCUCUGCUUCGGUGAGGACAUCAAAGGAAGCAUCACCCUCAAUCUUCCACAUGACACGUGGUCUAAUCUCCUGGUGAAGGUGCUCUACUCGUUCGGGGUGUUUGUGACGUUUGCUGUUCAGUUCUUCGUCGCGGCAGAGAUCGUGGUACCUGCUGUGUGUAAGCGUGCUUCAGAACGAUGGAGACUACACACUGACCUAUGCACACGUGCACUGCUGACCUGCAUUACCUGUGCAGUGGCUGUUCUUAUCCCCCGCUUGGAUCUGGUGAUCUCAUUGGUCGGUGCAGUGAGUAGCUCCGCCCUGGCGCUAGUCUUCCCACCCCUGGUAGAACUGAUCGCUUGUUCCACUCGUCCCUCCGCAUUCCUCUUCCUCAAGGACCUGUCUAUCGCUCUGAUCGGAUUCCUCGGCUUCGUCACCGGAACUUACGUCACGUUAGGCGAGAUUUUUUACCCGUCUCCGUGACGACCAGGACUAAGCCACACCCACUGCCAUAUAAAGUGAUAAUGCACUCCGAAUACUAUUUUUUAGAAAUGACUUUUUUUCAUUCCAGAUGUACACUGCCAUCAUCUCACCAUUGGUGUGUGUGUGUGUGGGAGGGGCUCCAUGUGAAAAUAAGACUAUUGAAAUGCCCAGCGUGGUGUGUUACAUUCCUCCUGCUCUGUGUGCGAGUGCGCGAGUGUGUUUAUACACUGUUCUAUACACUGUAUUGUUAUAUACCCUUUUGAUUAGACGGAUUUAUUAUUAAUAAAUUAAUUGCU
Messenger RNA from Silurus meridionalis, 2355 nucleotides. RefSeq names its product solute carrier family 36 member 4 (gene slc36a4). The coding region runs from base 656 to 2059 and encodes 467 amino acids. The transcript has 11 exons. Lineage: Eukaryota; Metazoa; Chordata; Actinopteri; Siluriformes; Siluridae. Gene Ontology annotation, molecular function: L-alanine transmembrane transporter activity; L-proline transmembrane transporter activity. Gene Ontology annotation, cellular component: vacuolar membrane. The record is from RefSeq and is a predicted model, not a curated record. Gene Ontology annotation, biological process: L-alanine transport; amino acid transmembrane transport.